AAGCGCUAUACAAAUAACCAUUAUUAUUAUCACUGACCGAUUUUAAAAGAAUCUGUUUCCAGGAUGAACAGUUAUUUCCCUUAGGUAAACACUCAACUUCCGGUUCAAAGAAGAGAAAGUGAAGUCAGCGGCGGUCAGCUUUUAUGAUCAGCUGCAAUGUAACCAUGGCUGCCGACUUGGAAGAUGUGUCCAAUUCUAACACAGGUUACUUGAAAGAAACAGAAGAUUUGGAAGAUGAUGAACCAGAGGGAGUAAAGGAUUUUUUAAAGAAAAAAUACAAACAAGUUAAAAAAGCAUUUAGAAGGUCAGGUAAAAAAGAAAGACCACUCAAUAUGGCAACUACAGAUGAUAAGGAAGAUGGGUCAAGGACUGAAGUAUCACCAAUAGUAGAAGAUCCUGAUGAAUACAAUUUCUCACACAGCAGAAGAGGCCUUGCACUCAUUAUUGACAAUGAGAACUUUACUUCUGCAUCUAGACUGCCAAGUCGCCAAGGUUCUGAUAAAGAUUUGACAUCCCUAGGAGACAUGUUUAAUAGGUUGGGGUUUGAAGUGGAGGGCUACAAGGAUCUCAAAGGCGAAGACAUGUGGAAGGUUCUGACUGAAGCGGCAGGCUGGAAAUGGCACAAAGACUCUGACUGUCUGGCUGUGGCCAUUUUAUCUCAUGGAGGUGAAAUGAAAUGGCCACAGCUUUGGAACCACCGGAAAGAGAUUUUACGGCAGGAUUUUAUUUUUGGAGUAGAUGGACAGUAUUUACUGACAUCCUCAAUAAUGGAUUGCUUCAAUGAUGAUAACUGCCCAGCUUUAAAAGGGAAGCCACGUCUGUUUUUUCUGCAGGCCUGCCGUGGGGAGAAUGUAGACCCUGGUCAGGACAUUGCUGUUGUGUCAGAUAAGCCUGAAGGCCUUCAUAUGGGCCUUAACACUCCACAUGGGACAUAUGGAGCUAAUGGAUCAGUUAGUGGAGACACCAUUGAACAAAGUGAGGCAGAUACCAGACCUACACAGGGGCAGAUCACUCACGACACAGGUAGUGGGGAUGCAGAAUCACAGGGGCAGAGGAAUGAUGCCAAUGAAGAAGAAAGAGAUGAGACAAAUAAGGACAGACCAGCAGUCUCACUUGUUGAUAUCUAUAAUGACUUCCUUGUAAUGUAUGCCACAUUACCAGGUUACUAUGCUUGGCGCCGUCCAACAGGUUCAUGGUUUGUUCAGUCUCUGUGUACUGUCUUCGGGACGUACAGACCUAGAAUGUCUUUGAUACAAGCAUUGACUCGUGUGACUGGCAUGGUAACCACUUUGUAUGAAUCAGUAAACAAAAAAAAUCCACAUGAGUCUGGUAUGAAGCAGACUCCUGUUAUUCAAACAAGACUAUUAAAGGAUGUCUACUUCACAUAAAGAAGAAGUACUCAGCUUCAGUAGUCUUCAUGUAACAGGGUAAGCGCAGUGCUCUUCCCCCAAUCUUUCCGCAAGAACAAAUCACAACACUUUCGUAGGUUCUGGAUCGUUUUACUCCAACGCCAGUUGAUAGUGCUGGCUAUGGCGAAACUCUACACAACACACUCGUGCUCUCAGUGAAAUGUGCUCCCACCUGCGCUGUCUCCUCACGUUCUGACCACUCGCCUCUUCACCAGACCUUCAUGCUCCACCUCCCUCCAAACACACCCGCACACCUACACCCUGUCGCUAGUCGACCCCCUCUCGCUCUCCUUCGGUCACAGGGUUGUCACCCGGCCAGUAAUUACCUCCCAUCGCCAGCCUGUACCUGCCCUGUGUGCAUGUGUAUGCGUGCUAUGUUCCAUACUACUUUAUUCACAUAGAGGGGAACUGUUGCUGCCCAUAAGUACUUAGCUUCAGCAGUCUUCUCCAUUCAAGAUUGAAUUGUGUACCAGGAAAAGACGUUGAACUGUAAACCAACUGCAACUCUUUGGUCAGCAUCUUCCAGUCCUUUAAAAUAUUACUCACACUUCAUAUUAAGUCCUGUAUUAAUGGUGCUGUUUAAUGUGUUCUUAUUUUUAACACCACUUGCUCUAACUUCGUGUAUAAAACAUUUGCUGAUUUUAUGCCAUGGAAUUUUUUAUUUUAGAGGUGAAAAAAAAUUAGUUUGCAUGUCCAUGUCUUAUAGUAGUGUAAGCAUAAUAAACAUUAUUUUUUGUUUUGACAAGAGUUUUUUCUUAAUGGAAUAUUUUGCAUUUAAUUCAUUUAUGACAGGCAUAUUGAGAAGCCGAGAUCUGAUUGAUUGUAAAAUCUUUUAAAAAACUAAAUUUCUUGGAAAAUGUUCGUGCUUUCAUUGAGCUACUUCACUUUAUUGAUAUAAUAUGACUUGAACUAUUUUCUAUGGCUUUGUUGAAAAAGGUAACUGUCAAGACAUUUUGGUCUUUUUUUUUUUAUAAUACCUGUUUGUAUGUUCUGCAUUUUCCAUGACAGAAUUAUACCUGAAAAUUUAUCACAUAACUUUUUUUCAUCAGUAUAUACAUAAAACUCAAUGAGAUUUACACAUUCAAACUGUGCAGAUUUUAAAUGAUGUCUUUUAUGAUUCAUAAAACAUUUAUUUAAAAAAUAGACUGACUUGCAGUCAUGGAUGCAAUAUCAUCCAGGAGCAUUUGUGGUCUGCUGUGCGUCAGUUUCUUCUCUACAUUACCUUGAGGCAAUGAAGACAGAACUGUCUUGGAUGUCUGUAGCCACAAGCAAUUUCCACUUAACACCAGUUAACUUAACACAAGCUGACAAAAAAAAUAAAAUUCUCUUGAAAGAA
Molecule: messenger RNA, 2745 nt
Organism: Pomacea canaliculata
Lineage: Eukaryota; Metazoa; Mollusca; Gastropoda; Architaenioglossa; Ampullariidae
Product: caspase-7-like
Exons: 7
Coding region: 144-1388 (414 amino acids)
Biological process (GO): proteolysis
Molecular function (GO): cysteine-type endopeptidase activity
Source: RefSeq, a predicted model, not a curated record